CCACAUAUAAAGGUAAUGCACUACGAUGCACAUUGUAUUUUAAGGAAUAGAUUGAUAAAGUGCAAUGGCCCAUAUUAAAGCAUUGGUUUUCUUCGCCUUGGUGGCUCUUACAGCUGUCAGUUUAGCACAAGUGCCUCAAAUUGGACCCCAGAAACCGCAAUGGGGUCCGCAGACAUACUCGCAAAAUAAUGGAAAAAACGUCGAGGUGGUUGGAAAAGAAUCCAAACUUCUGCCAUCAUGGACAACAUGCGAUCCUUUGGGACCAAAAAUGUCUUGCAAUGAUUGUAACACUCGAGUUAUUUGCAAACCUUCAGGUGGUAUUUUAAAGCCAUGCGGUCCGUGGAAACGUUACUGUAAUAACGGAAUGUGUUCUGCAAUACCAUCUCCUGAAUGUAGCGCUGUAUAAUUUUUUUCUUUAAAAUUAAAUAUAUAUUACAUUGUA
Papilio xuthus (Asian swallowtail) is the source of this 442-nucleotide messenger RNA. RefSeq lists its product as uncharacterized. The record is from RefSeq and is a predicted model, not a curated record. The transcript has 2 exons. Lineage: Eukaryota; Metazoa; Arthropoda; Insecta; Lepidoptera; Papilionidae. Bases 65 to 406 code for a protein of 113 amino acids.